Molecule: messenger RNA, 2138 nt
Organism: Phragmites australis (common reed)
Lineage: Eukaryota; Viridiplantae; Streptophyta; Magnoliopsida; Poales; Poaceae
Product: E3 ubiquitin protein ligase DRIP2-like
Exons: 7
Coding region: 195-1694 (499 amino acids)
Molecular function (GO): ubiquitin-protein transferase activity
Source: RefSeq, a predicted model, not a curated record
CAGUAGGUGAAGAGUGCAGGAAGCCUUCCAACUCAACUCGGAGUCUCGGACACCUUGGUGGUUGCGCCCACUUCUCUUUUCCUUUGUCGCUCUCAGCACGCACGCACGCACGCAGCGCCUCCCUCUCCUCGCCCCUCCCCUGCCUCCAUCUCUCCUCCUCCCCCGCCUCGCCGCGACUACCAACCCCAUGCGCCAUGCAGCCCGGCCCCACCUCCACGGAGACUCCGCCGCCCGAGGCCCAGGCCGACGCGGUGGAGGAGCCGACCGCAGAGGCUGGGGCUGUGGCCAACCCGGAGCCGGCGGCGGUGCAAGCGCAACACGAUGAGGAGGAACGAGAGGAGGAAGAGGAGGAGGAGAGGAGGGCCACCAGAGGGGGGAAAAGAAGGAGGCGCCGCAGCUCCUCCUCCUCCUCCGCCACGGCCGCGAUGGGGGCGGUCAUGGUCAAGCGGGACCUGCUCGCGCGCUGCAUGACGUGCCCGCUCUGCCGCCGCCUCCUCCGCGACGCCACCACCAUCUCCGAGUGCCUCCACACGUUUUGCAGAAAGUGUAUAUAUGAGAAGUUCAAUGAUGAGGAGGUAGAAUGCUGCCCAGUAUGUAAAAAGAAUCUUGGCUGCACUCCUGUUGAGAAGCUUAGAGCCGAUCACAGUUUACAAGAUGUAAGAUCGAAACUUUUCCCAUUCAAACGAAAGAAGAUUAAGGGUGAAGAAGUUCCAUCUCCUAUUUCACUUCCCCCUAAAAGGAAAGAGAGAUCUAUCUCUUCAUUAGUUGUCAAUACACCUAAAGUAAAACCAAUAGGCUUGACUGGACGGCGAACAAGAGCAGUUGCCAGGAAAGCUGCUGCUGCCUUACGUGGCCUUGGUCCAAUUAUCGAAGAUCCUGUGAAAAAGGAAAUUGAUAGUUGUGACGGUCAUUCUCAAAAUUCAAGCUUGCCUGCUAAUUCAGGCAAAUCAUCACAAACAAGAAGACAGAUAUCAUCAAAUUCUGAGGCAUCCAACAAUUCCUCCAAUAAAGAUGCCAAGGAUGAUAGUAGGGAGUUGGCGGACAAGGGUGAGCUCUGGCGGCCUUUAAAUUGUUUAGUAGAAGCUGCAAACAGGACAAAGUCCUUUAGGUCAAGUUCACAGAAUCCAGUAGUAAAGGGAGAGCAACUCAAUGGCUCUCCCAAUAGUACAUAUGCUAACAAAACAAAGGCAAGGGAGCAACUGCAGAAGUCUAAAAUUGAGGAUGACAAGAAAGAUGUUCCUAUGCCACCAGUGAUGCCGAAAAGGAAAGUUCAAGGGACUAGGCGGAGGAGGAGAGAAGUUCAAGCUCCAGCAGAUGCAAAGCCUGAUGCUGUAGCUACGCAAAGUGAAAAGAAAUUCAGUUCUAUAUGGUUUUCAUUGGUUGCCUCAUUUGACCAGCAAGGAGACCUACCUUUACCACAGAUUCCUUCCCGUUAUUUGCGAAUAAAAGAUGGAAAUGUGCCUGCUUCAUCUAUCCAAAAGUACCUUAUGCAGAAGCUCAGUCUUCCCAGUGAGUCUGAGGUGGAAAUAAAGUGUUGCGAGCAGCCAGUGAACCCUGCGCAACCUCUGUGCAAUUUAGUGGAGUUGUGGUUGAGGGGACAACCGACGCAGACAACACAGACCAUGAUAGGCUCCUCUGCGAAAGAGUUUGUAAUGGUGCUAACAUACGGACGGCCACAAACCCCUGCAUUGUGAGCGCACCAUGCAAAUAUUCAACCCAUUUUCAGCCUGAGGCGGGCCCUUUUUUCUGCCGUAGCCAGCCAUUAGUUGGGUCCCUGGAAGAGGCCGUGAAAGAAAAGUCUCCCUGAUAUAGCCCCAAAAUGUGGCUGGCUCGCUUGAGAGCCGGCCCUUGGUGUUACAUUCAUGUAUUCUUUGAUGAUACUAGAUGUUGUUCGAUUCCUUUAGGAUGUCUUUUUCUUUUUAUUAUACAUCGAUAGUGGAAUAGAUAAGUUGUGAUUGAUACUUGUAGGUAUCAUUGAUGUUUAGGUUGGACAUAAAUUAUAGACAGAAACUUGUAGCCUUUGCUUGUAAGAGAUGACUAGAGUUGAUUGCAAACUGUCUUUAAUUUCGGCUGUACAUGAAUUAUUGUAAGCAAAAUUGUGACUCCAUAUUAAUCUCUUUGAACUCCUGCUGUUGAAA